ACUAUAUUCCGUUCAAUAUCAUAAUCGACCAUCUACCUAUUCGCUAUUGUAUGAAAAAGAUGUAGACAUUACACAACCAACAUCUGCUUCGAAUGAUACAACAUUCACCGAUUUAUCAUAUUCUUCUGUCUCACGAAAUAGAAACAAUAAUAAAAAUACAAUGUCACAUGAUGAUAAUCUAGAAAAUUGACAUUUCUAUAGUAAAGUUACUCUUUAUCUAUACUAUUUACCUUGUUUAUGAUCUUUCACCAGAUCUUGAGCACGUAACAGAGUGAAUCUAAGAAUUGUAAAAAAAAACUAAAAUGUUUCAUUGCGUUAUAAUGUGUACGUACUUUUGAUUCAAUAGUCUAUCGAUAUCUGCUAAUAUCUGUUGUACACAUUGUUUAUCAACAAGUUGUGAAAGAAAUUGUAGACGAUCUUCGUUAUGAGAAUAAAUGCACGUCCACUGUUCUAAAGUUUAAAAACUACUGUUAAUAUGCUUGGAAAAUAUUUAUUUUUCUCAUAUUAUGAACAACUUCCGUACUAACUAAUCAUCAGAAUUGAUGUAUCUAUCCUGUCAUUCAUUGUUCUUUUCUCACUGUUUUUUGAAAUCUAUUUUGUUCAAGUGAUUUUCACUGUAAAAGAUAAUAUUUUUUUAAUUAUUUUCAUUCUUGAUAUCUUGUGCCAAUUAGCAUAAACAAGAAAUUGGUACUAUGAAUAAUUUGAUUAAUAAAUUAUUGAACUCAUAACUUUCUUUUGCUCAGGUAUACAAUCUAUUCAUGAGCGAAAAUUUUCAUACAUUACGAAUGAAGAAAUUUUAUGUUCAGUGUUAGGCAUACAUAGUAUCAAAAAAUUAUCAUUGUAUUACAUGCUUGACACAACUAAAGCAAGAUCUAGAAAAUUUUUCUAAUAAGAUAAAAGGUAAGGUGUGAGAUGUACGAGUCACUUGGAAAAGGUUGAGAUAAGAAUGAAAAAGAAAGAGGUAAAUGAAUUUUGUUUGAUAUUACUCAUGUGUUUAAAUAAUAGAACGAACUCUCAGAUCGAACAAACACAUAGUAUUAUUCUGAAAAGAAAACGAAAAUGAGUCAACAUCUUUACAAUAGCUUUCUCGAUGCAAUUAUUUGUAUAGGUUUCGAUUCUUCGACUUUACUUGCUUCAAAUGAUCUCUCAAUAUUUGACCGUGAUUUGAAAUCAAGUGUUCUAGCUGUUAUCACAUCGGACACAGCUCAUUAUCCAAAAUCGAAUAACACUUACGAUUCUACAUAUCCUCCUUAUCCGCGAACAAAUUCAAAUUCAACAAAUAAAUCCAAUGUAUCAAGUGGCCGCUCCACACCCUUGAAGCUAUCAUCUUCAGGAUCAAAAUACUCUCACCGUGAUGUUAUAGAACCCGAGGUAAUCGAAAAUGUACCAUUGUUCUGCUUUCCGGAUGGUAUGAAAGCGAAACACCAGUGUGAACGAGACAAAGUGCAUAGUUUUGUUUUAACAGCGGCUGAAGGAAAACGAUCAUAUGCACUAGCAUUAAUAUUCUAUCGGUCCUGUUCAGUGAAGAUGAAUGUUGAUGGUACAGGUGAGAUUAUUGAACCAAUCAUUCCACAUGAAAAAGAGGUAGAAUUAACGGGAAGACAAAGAACGGUAACUGAAUCAUUGUCUUCUCUGAGUCAACCAAAAUCUAAAAUACCCGUUCCAAUUGGUAUGACACCGCAAGAUCUAUUUGAUAAGAAGCAGUACACAAGUCGUGUUGCACGCAUGAAGGAUCAGCAUCGAUCUGAGACGAAUCUAAAUCAACCUCCAACUACUAAAACGAAGAAAAUGCCACUUGCAUUCGAAAAUUCGACCACCAGUGCAGCAGGUUCAGUAGCUACAACGAGACGGGGCAGUUAUUCAGAAAACCAACAUCACUACAGCACAUCAACAAUAUCAAGUUUAGCCAAACGGAUACCGUCAGCAUCAUCAAUUCCUACACUCUCAAGUAUCACGCAACCAAGGGGAAUGACUCGUCAUGCUUCAUUAUCAGAGAUGCCCAUAGCACCGGAUAAAACUGAUAUAUUUAUGCCAUAUGCAAUUGUUUUUAUAUCUCAACAACCUUAUUGGGCAGCUAUCCAUCAGUGCAUAUCAAUGUUGUACGACGAAAUCAAACAAAAACAAGCUCAAACAAACAGUAAAGAAUUCAAACAUAUUGUUCAAUAUUACGCUCAUCGAUUGUGCAACACUCCCACACCACCACCCAUUUCAAAUCGCAUUUCUCUAUCAUUAACUAUGUCUACUACUCAGUAUCUUCAAUUAACAUUGGAUCCAUCGUCCGCCUAUGAUAGACCUGUUUUGGAUUUGGAUCUGUCAACAUUGUUGACAACGUUGAAUAUUGGCAAUAUUUCUAUCAUUCUUGCUGCUCUAAUCACUCAACAACCUCUGGUGUUUUUCAGUCAAUCGUACGCACAAUUAGUGACAAAUCUAGAGUGUUUACUCUACUGUUUUUAUCCAUUAAAAUGGCUUCAAGUCUACGUUCCGCUGCUUCCAUCGAGUUUACUCGAGCUUUAUUUUGAUCAAGGACCCCCUGGAUGUUACAUCAUGGGCUGUCAUAGUAAACAUCAGCAUCUCAUUGACAAAUUGAAAACAUGCAUAACGUGUAAUCUAGACACUGAUCGAAUUCUCAUACCAGACACUCUCAAAUUUCGCCCGAUACCAUCACAGAAAUUGACCAGUUUUGUUGAACAAAUGACACAGAUUUCUGACGAGAUUAAACAAAGAACAGUCGGCACUCUUCAAUCACCAAUGAAAAUGAGAAUGGAUGAUUUGAGAGAAUAUGAACGAUUGUUGAGAACACGGAAUAAUGAGAUGAUCUCAACGACAUUUUUAGAACUCAUGGUCGACAUUUUUGGAGACACUCUUAGCUGCAUUCGAAUUGCAGUAAAAGAGAAAUCACCAAAAGCAAGUCCCAAUAGUACCAUGUUGAAGGAAAAAAACAAACAAGGAGAAUCAGCACGAAUGGCUACAGAACCAUCUGAAGUGUUUCUGAAAAGUCAAUAUCUGAAAACCAAGAAUGAGAGCGAAGUUGAAUUUUACACAUUAUUAGUAGAAAGUGUUGCAUUUCACACAUUUAUCGAAGAACAAUACCAGACUUUAGUCACCAAUCGUGGAUCGAACAUUUUUCGUGACUUAUGGGAAUCUAGACGAGAAAUGUUAGAAGAUCGAUUUUUUGACAUGAAUAAAGAUGAAGAUGUGAGUAGAAAUUCCCUUCAACCUCGUCAAUCAACACCCUCGGUUAUCAUUCAUUUACCAUUACCAGAUUGGACAUCAGCAAAUCAAUCGUAUUACAUCGAUUCCUGCAUCGAUCACUUCACCAGAGAGGUGGAAGCGGCGAAGCAUGAAAUGCCCCAAGUAUUACCAAACUACUAUUAUCUACGUGGAUGUUGUUUGAUUGCACGCAGUCGUCCACUAGAAGGUUUACAAGACUUCUAUUCCAUCACAAAUCCUGAAUUGUUUCCGCGUAGUUAUAUCGAAUCAGACGUUAUAACGCGUUUAUCACAAGAAAAUUUGAAAAUAUUUUAUGAAGAAGAAUUUUAUACAAAAUGUGAACAAUGGAAAAAAGUGAAACCUCCUCUUGAUCAAUUUUCAACCGUUGAAUUGAGCGACUAUCAACUACUAGAUGAAGAAGAACGAAAUGAUUGGUGCGUAACAGAUGAAUUCGUUACAUGUGCGCAAUUUAGUGACAGAAUACAGCGCUUAGGAAUAGUCAUUGACCAAGAGACAACCACAAGAUUAUUUAAUGCUUUACAUCAUUGGACUGAAGUAAAACGAAAGACGAUAUCGAAAAAAGAAAGAAAAAAGGAAACAUUAACAAAAACAAGCUCAGUAGAUAUACCAUCGAUCACGAUAAAGAAAUGGGCAUCUCAUUCAGCAUUGCCAUCAGCAGAAAUAACUAUGAGUGAUGAACAACCAAUGAGACUUCCAGGAACAUUAUUUGAAUCCUUUUUGGACACUUGGCAGAAAAAACAAGAGGAAAGGGAACGAAUGCGAAGAUGUUUACCAAACGAGGAACACAAUCCAGAAAUGAUAUUAAAGGUUUCGUCUCCUGGCAUGAAAACACCUCUUGGUGUCGGCUACAUUAUACUAACUCAAAAACGUUUAUAUUUUCUUGCUGAAACUCGACAUCAAUGUGUUUUAUUAACGGAUAUUGAACAUAUUAUUACCACUGAAAAAUUUCAACAUUCUAGUGCCUUUUCAUCGAAUAAACCCGGUUUAAAAAUAAUGGUUUGGCAACAUGUAAUCUCAAAAGAUGAUACAUUGACUGCAUCUGCACCUAACUUGAAAGAACAAACACUGAAAUUAAUAAUGAAAGAGGACAGAGAUUUAUGGUUUACAUUGAUUAAUGAAUUGUGGAGCGGUUUAACAAUUGCAAGAGAACAACUAGAUCAUCUGAUCAAACAAAAAGCAUCGACAAAUAUUCUAUUAAUGGAUGCAUUGUCAGCUAUCACAUAUGACAAUUCAAAACAACAUAAAAAAUAUUCUCAUUAUAAUCAGGCAACAAACAACUCUGAUAUCUUGAGAUUAGCGUGUGUUGAAUUAUGUGUGUACACAUCGAUGAAAGAAGGUGGUUACAGAUGUAUGACGCAAGAGACACGCAAUGCUCUGACAUAUCGUAUUCAACCAUCAUUACGUGAAAAGGAAAAACAAUCGAUUGAUGCGUUAAUCUUUAUCGAUGAUCAGGAGCAUCCAUCUUUAUGGUGUGCUUAUGGAACAAAGUUGAAGGUUUACGAUGCUCAAACAUGGUUCUGUGAAAAAAUCAGAUAUUCGUUUCUAUCCAAUAUCACAUGUUUAUGUUUGGAUGUUAUUAAAAUGACGUUAUGGAUUGGAUGUUUAAACGGAGAACUACUCAUUGCUGAUAUUCUAACACGAACGGUUCUUACUGAACUUACACCCUUACCGGCUACAUGUCAGUCGAUGAGUUAUGACAUUGUAGCUAAUCAAAUGAUAACAGGAUGUAAUACUGGACAAAUUAUUAUAUGGAAUACGAAUACAUGGAAACGAGUAAUUCAAUUUGAUGUUCGACAAGUAUGCAGCGAAUUUAUAGAAGAUAAUAGUCAACAGAACUACAAAAGUCAAGCAACUCUAACGCUAAAAACGCCAGCAGCAACGAAUAGAAAAUCGACCUUCAAUGUUCAAAAAGGAGCAACUAAGAACGCAUCGAAAUUCGAUACAGGUAUGAGCAAAACAAAAAUAUAUAUUCAUCGAUGAAACCACAAGUGUUUGAGGUUGUAUAAAAUAUUAUCUACAGGGUGUUACAUAACCUUUUUCUCCCCCCCCCUACACGACCUAAAGGACAGAUAAUAUCAGAAAGUAUUUAUACCAGGUUAAAGCCCAUCAAAAACUAGAUUUAUGAGUGUAAUUGAUAUUCCGUAUGAUGCUUAUUGGCUGUAGAAUUAUG
This is a messenger RNA of Didymodactylos carnosus, 5401 nucleotides long. NCBI's taxonomy places the organism in Eukaryota, Metazoa, Rotifera, Eurotatoria, Philodinida, Philodinidae. The record is from the annotation of a GenBank genome assembly.